UUGGUAAACAAAUGAUGCAGCCACUUCAAAAAUUCUGCCAUUUAUAUUUGCCUGAAGUAGUGCAAUUGCCAUUCAACCGAAAACCCUCACAGAGACAACAACAGAAAAAAUGUCAAGGUUUGCCAUAUUACUUUUAUUUGGAGUGGCUGCAUUGGAGGCUUUGCCGCACGACUUUUUCUUACAAGAAUGGGCACAGUUCAAAGAAGAGCACGGAAAAGCCUACAAGAAUUUGCUAGAAGAGAAAUUUCGCAAGAAUGUCUUCAUCAGUAACAAAAUGAAGAUUGACCAACACAACGAGAUGUUCAGACAAGGUCUGGUCACAUACGACAUGAAAAUGAACCACUUUGGAGACCUUCUUGAACAUGAGUUUAAGUCUCUGUUCAAUGGAUUUAACAGAUCCUCAACUCCAAAAAACACUGUGUCAUUUUAUACUCCAUCAGAAGAUGAACUUCCAGAGUCAGUAGACUGGAGGCAAAAAGGAGCUGUGACACCAGUAAAAGUCCAGGGGCAUUGUGGCUCUUGCUGGGCUUUCAGCACUACUGGUGCUCUAGAGGGACAAUUGUUUUUGAAAACAGGCAAGCUGGUCUCACUCAGCGAACAAAAUCUGAUAGACUGUUCAGAAGAAUAUGGCAAUGAAGGAUGCAAAGGUGGUUUAAUGGACAACGCUUUCACUUACGUCUAUGACAACAAGGGAAUCGACACUGAAUCUUCUUAUCCGUAUGAAGCUAAGGAGGGCAAAUGCAGAUACAACCCAAAGAAAAGUGCCGGAAGUGAUAAUGGGUACGUUGAUAUUAACGAGGGUGAUGAAGAAGAUCUUAAAAAUGCCAUCGCCAAUGUUGGACCAGUCUCUGUAGCCAUUGAUGCUUCCAACCCAUCCUUCCGGUUCUAUUCAUCAGGUGUGUACUAUGAACAAUCCUGCAGCCCAAUGGACCUUGACCACGGUGUGCUGGCUGUCGGUUAUGGCGUCAAAGAGGGACAGGAGUACUGGUUGGUGAAAAACUCUUGGGGUCCUAUGUGGGGAGAGAACGGAUUCAUCAGAAUGGCCAGGAAUAAGAAAAAUCACUGUGGAAUCGCUACUUCAGCCAGCUACCCAGUUGUAUAAAUAAAUUAAAUAAAAGUGAUAUUUAUUUUGGCAAAAC
Cimex lectularius (bed bug) is the source of this 1139-nucleotide messenger RNA. RefSeq names its product cathepsin L1-like. Gene Ontology annotation, biological process: immune response. The transcript is spliced from 7 exons. The record is from RefSeq and is a predicted model, not a curated record. Gene Ontology annotation, molecular function: cysteine-type endopeptidase activity. Lineage: Eukaryota; Metazoa; Arthropoda; Insecta; Hemiptera; Cimicidae. Gene Ontology annotation, cellular component: lysosome. The coding region runs from base 110 to 1102 and encodes 330 amino acids.